UCAGAGCUUGAUUCCUUUUCAGCUUGAGAACUGCACUGGGUACCAUAGGAACACCUGGGCCAUGGCUGUGGGGAGGAAGAAGGGCGCUCCGAAAGUGAAGAUCACUCUCAAAAUGGCCAAAAACGCCCUGAGGGUCACCGCGGAUGGCAGACAGCGUCUCGACCUGAGCAAGCUGGGCCUGGACGCCUUCCCAAAGUGCAUCCUGAAGCUCGCCAAUGUGGACGAGCUGGACUUGAGCCGUAACCGCCUGCGGACGCUGCCGGACUGCAUCGAGCGCUUCGCCAACCUCCGCCGGCUGGACCUGCACAGCAACCGGAUCGAGCGGCUGCCAGACGCCAUCGGCCGGCUCCAGAGCCUCCGCCACCUCAACCUGUGCGACAACCGGCUCAGCGCCGACGGUGUGCCGGCCGCUGUGGCAGGCCUGACGGAGUUGCGCUCGCUCAACCUGGGCAUGAACCGGCUGGAGAGUGUGCCGCCCGCCGUGCUGGGCCUGGCGGAGCUGCGUGAGCUGGGCCUCUUCGACAACCUGCUGCGGGGCCUCCCUGAGGGCCUCGCGGGCCUCCCGCACCUCUGCCGGGUUAACGCCGCCCGCAACCCCGUUGCUGCGCCCCACGCCGGCAGCUGCGCCCAGGGCGCCGACCCCGCCUCACGGCCGGAGCGCCUGUACCUGCCGGACGAGGGUGACCUGUGCAAGCCCUGUCUCCAAAAGUGCAGGGAGGCGACGGCCAAGCUGCACGGGAGGGGGCACACUGAUGCAAUCAGGAGGCCCGAUUUCUCCAGGCUGAGCACCCCGAACUCUGUGGCAUGGGAGACCCAGGCGGUGUGGAGGAUGAAAACUCCAGCACAGGGUGACCGCAGAUAG
This is a messenger RNA of Megalops cyprinoides (Indo-Pacific tarpon), 862 nucleotides long. It is a transcript of the gene lrrc18a, whose product is annotated as leucine rich repeat containing 18a. The transcript has 2 exons. NCBI's taxonomy places the organism in Eukaryota, Metazoa, Chordata, Actinopteri, Elopiformes, Megalopidae. Gene Ontology annotation, molecular function: protein binding. Bases 62 to 862 code for a protein of 266 amino acids. The record is from RefSeq and is a predicted model, not a curated record.